Messenger RNA from Poecilia latipinna (sailfin molly), 2062 nucleotides. It is a transcript of the gene ldhd, whose product is annotated as lactate dehydrogenase D. Gene Ontology annotation, molecular function: D-lactate dehydrogenase (NAD+) activity; FAD binding; D-lactate dehydrogenase (cytochrome) activity. The coding region runs from base 79 to 1569 and encodes 496 amino acids. The record is from RefSeq and is a predicted model, not a curated record. Gene Ontology annotation, cellular component: mitochondrion. Gene Ontology annotation, biological process: lactate catabolic process. The transcript has 11 exons. Lineage: Eukaryota; Metazoa; Chordata; Actinopteri; Cyprinodontiformes; Poeciliidae.
AAAAAUAACGGAAGCUCUUCUGUGUGAUGUUUAUUAUUAUGAACUUAACGAGUCAGGAACCGUGUUCACAGGUAAACAAUGUGGCUUAAUUUGACACCGAGCCGUAGGCUGCUUUCCCUCCGGUGGAGUCUCAUUCAGUAUCGCAACAUAACAUUAGAAAACACCACCAGGAAAGCUGCUGUAGACAAGGUUCUCUCUGCAUUUAGAACUAUAUGUGGAAAGGACAACGUCUCUCUGGGUGAAGCCGUCAGAGAACAACAUGGCAAAGACGAGUCUGUGCACAGAUGUCGGCCCCCAGAUGUGGUUGUGUUCCCGCGCUGUGUGGAGGAGGUCAGUGCUCUAGCAAAAGUCUGUCAUGACCACAACCUUCCCAUCAUCCCAUUUGGCACUGGGACGGGCUUGGAGGGAGGGGUUGGUGCGGUGAAGGGUGGUGUUUGCUUCAGUUUGAGGAACAUGGAUCAGAUCUUAGACCUUCACCCAGAGGACUUUGAUGUGACCGUUGAGCCUGGUGUGACCCGGAAAGCUCUUAACGCCUACCUACGGGACACAGGCCUAUGGUUCCCUGUGGAUCCUGGAGCUGAUGCUUCCCUCUGCGGCAUGGCUGCCACCAGUGCUUCGGGAACAAACGCUGUGCGUUAUGGCACUAUGAGAGAAAACGUCAUGAACCUGGAGGUGGUUUUGUCUAAUGGAACGGUCAUACAUACAGCCGGGAAAGGCAGGCGUCCCAGGAAAACUUCUGCAGGAUACAACUUGACAAACCUGUUUGUGGGCUCAGAGGGCACUUUGGGUAUCAUUACCAAGACUACGUUACGGCUAUACGGCGUCCCAGAGGCCAUGGUGUCGGCUGUCUGCUCUUUUCCCUCCGUCCAGGCCGCUGUAGACAGCACCGUGCAGAUCCUGCAGACUGGAGUCCCUAUUGCUCGUAUUGAGUUUCUGGAUGAUGUCAUGAUUGAUGCGUGCAACAAGUUCAGCUCUCUGUCCUACCCCGUCACCCCAACUCUGUUCCUGGAGUUCCACGGGUCGGAACGCAGCCUGGAAGAACAAGUCAGCACGGCUGAGGAGAUUACACAGAGUAAUGAAGGCUCAGACUUUCAGUGGGCUCGAGACGCCGAAACAAGGAACCGUCUGUGGAAAGCUCGCCAUGACGCCUGGUACGCUGCACAGGCACUGAGACCGGGCUGCAAGGCCUACUCCACAGACGUGUGUGUCCCUCUGUCGCAACUUCCUCAGAUUAUCGUGGAGACAAAGAAGGACCUGCUUGAGAGCCGGCUGACAGGUCCUAUUGCAGGUCAUGUUGGUGACGGUAACUUCCACUGUCUGAUGGUUGUGGAUCCAAAUGAUCCAGACGAGCUGCACCAGGUCCAUCUGUUCACAGAGAGGCUGGCCAGGCGAGCAUUGGCCAUGGACGGCACGUGUACAGGAGAGCACGGUGUGGGUUUAGGAAAGAGAGCGCUGCUGUGUGAGGAGGUGGGACCUCUGGCCAUUCAUGUCAUGCAGGGACUCAAGGACAGUCUGGACCCAAGGAACCUGAUGAAUCCUGGGAAAAUCCUCCAAAGAGGAGAGUUAUAAACUGAAGUUCUCUCCAGAGGGUGAGAGUAUGGCAUAAGAUUGGAGUAAAAAAAAAAAUCAUUAGGUUGUCCGUGUAGGUGUGCACCAGAAUUCAUUGAAGAAAAUUUCAAGAUGUAUCACCACUGUACUUUCUGUUGGAUGCCAGGGCACCUGGAAGACAGAAUACAAAAAGUAUAGCUGCUGUUUUUGUUCUUAAUUACUUGAAAUGAUAAAAAUGUGACAUCAAAUAAUGAGAUUGUAUUACUGUGGCUGAGGAAAUCCAGUUAAAGCCUUAUCAAUGUUUGUAAUAUGUUAUUACGUUUUAUUUCAUUUUUAAAAGUGUUUUUAAAAUGCUACAACAGAAUUAGUUUGGUCUCACCAAAGCUUGAGGUUUCCGCAAUGUUUUUAUUUUUGCUGACUAUAAAUUUUAUGUAGUAAUUUUAUCCUUUGAAUUAUGUUUGUAAAUAGGAAACAAAAGUAUACUCAAAUAUUAAAUCUAUAAUUUUUAAAACAA